AAAUUGGAGCGGGCCGAUUGCAUCAUGUUUGUUGCUACUCUUUGCUCGGGAUCUUCGUAUGAAAAACUCUGUACGUUCGCAAAAUACAUGGCUUGGUAUCUUAUUUGGGAUGACUUCUUCGAUUGUGGUGCAUUUAAGGACGACCCUCAUGCGGCGUCUCUGUGCCGAAAUACAAAUGUGAAAUAUUUCAAGUACGAUCUUGUUCUGGAAGAUGAAUAUCCAGACUUGCCACAUUUUCCAGUUGAACAGCAAAAAGCAUUGCGUUGCUGGGAUGAAGUCAGGGCCCAUAUUCGUCAGGACUGUGACAGAGAAACUUGCCAGAUCCUUCUCGAAAAGAUGCUAGGAUAUGUUUCCAGUGUUAGCAACGUGGACAGUUUGUUCAGCAGCAGUUCCAUGCCAUUAGUGGAGAGUUACUGGCAACGGAGAGAGCGGACAGCAGCUGUGUACUGUGUUAUAUGCACCUGUCCCUUUGCAUAUGGAUUCAAUAUUACGAGGGCUCACGUGGAGAAUGAGCACAUGUCCCGCAUGUGGAAACAUACAUCUUACUUGGCUCACAUGCAAAAUGAUGAACAGCCGGAGAACCUGAUUCCGGUGCUUAUGGCAAACACAGGACUUGAUGUUAACCAGACAAUGCAGCUCAACCACCAUAUUUGUCGUUUGGAAGUAGAGGGCUUCUGCGCCAAUGCAGAUAGGCUCUGUGUGGGUGAGGAUGCCCAAGGACGCCGUAUUCGGGAAGUCUUCAUCAAUUGCUGUACGGACAUGUUCAUGGGACUCAUACAUUGGAGUUAUGUUAGCAAGCGCUGGAUCAAGCAAACGGACAUCAAUCCUGAUCGAACUAUUAUAUUCCAGGUUGGAUCUACAAGAGGUCCUCGGUUGAACAAUAUUUGACAAUGAUGUGGCUGAACUUGGAAGGCUUGUUGGGCAGACGUGAAGGGCCCUCUGGUCAAAAGGUUAUUGUCAGCUAAACACAUCACUACUAUCAUGCGGGAGUCUAUUUGGCCAAGAGAAGGUUAACCCAGCAAUUUAUACAAUGGAUGAGCGUUCCAAACUUUGGGGAAGCCACUCGCAUUAUCACAGCACAUACCAUGUAUCCCAAGUUGGACCCGCUUUGUAUUACAGAUUUGCG
This is a messenger RNA of Aspergillus piperis CBS 112811, 1126 nucleotides long. Its product is annotated as terpene synthase family protein. The record is from RefSeq and is a predicted model, not a curated record. NCBI's taxonomy places the organism in Eukaryota, Fungi, Ascomycota, Eurotiomycetes, Eurotiales, Aspergillaceae. The coding region runs from base 25 to 888 and encodes 287 amino acids. The transcript has 7 exons.